Nipponia nippon (crested ibis) is the source of this 282-nucleotide messenger RNA. The record is from RefSeq and is a predicted model, not a curated record. NCBI's taxonomy places the organism in Eukaryota, Metazoa, Chordata, Aves, Pelecaniformes, Threskiornithidae.
AUGGGCAGUGCCGACAAACGGGCUCAUCACAACGCGCUGGAGCGCAAGCGCAGGGACCACAUCAAGGACAGCUUCCACAGCCUGCGGGACUCUGUCCCCUCCCUCCAAGGAGAGAAGGCAUCCCGGGCCCAAAUCCUGGACAAAGCCACAGAGUACAUCCAGUACAUGCGCCGGAAAAACCACACGCACCAGCAGGACAUCGAUGACCUCAAGCGGCAGAACGCUCUCCUGGAGCAGCAAGGUGAGCUGGGGGGGCGGGGGAUCCCCCAGGAGCCGGGGCUG